AAGGGUUUCAGAAGGGGAGCGGCUUGGUACGGUCGCUCGCCCCUCCUUCUCCAAGAGACGGCGCGAUGCUACCACUGGUCAAGCUCUCCUCCUCCGUUCUCCGCGGUGAUAGCCCCAGGAUCUUCGUCGCCUUCUUCCAUCGCCGCCGCCUCCUCUCCACCGCCGACGCCGGCGCCGUCGCCGUCGCCGUCGCCCCCGGCGAGAACCCGUCGCCCAGACCGCAAUUCAUAGCUGAAUACCUCGAGAGAUCGUGCGGAUUCUUUCCGGACAAGGCGGCCGAAGCAGCAUGCAAGCACCUCCGCCGCAUCAAAUCCCCUGAACAACCGGACUCCGUCCUGGACUUCUUCAAAAGCCAGGGUUUUGACGAUGCCGACAUCAAAAAGCUCGUGUCUUUGAACCCCAGAUGGCUCGGCCUCGACGUGGAGGAGACCUUGGCCCCAAAGUUCCGAGCUUUUCGAGAUCUCGGCUUCUCCCAUUCCGACAUCAUCCACCUUGUCCUCUCCAACCCCUCCGUCCUCAACCUCAGGUUCCAACAAAACAUCCUCCCCAAAGUCGAGCUCUGGAGGAAUCUCCUGGGCUCCAAUGAGCUCUUGAUGAAGUGGUUGAAGAAGAAACAAUGGCUUUUCAGCUACAGCAUCGAGAGGACGAUCCUUCCGAACCUGUCCCUCUUACGGGCCUGGGGCAUUUCAGACAAGAGGAUCUCUAUGGUCGCCAAGCUGCAGCCUCCGAUUGUCUGCCAGAAGCCGGAAUCACUGCAGGCUUUGGCCGAUCGCGUCGAGGGGAUGGGAGUACCCCGCCACUCGGGCAUGUUCCUCUGGGCUCUGGUUACUCUCCAGAGGGUCAGCAGAACCACCUUCGAGGCCAAGAUGAAGCUUAUGAAGAGCUUGGGGUGGUCGGAUUCGGAAUUCCUCGCUGCGUGCCAAAAGGCACCUGCGUUCUUAUCUAAUUCGGAGAAGGCGAUACAGAAAAAGAUGGGAUUUUUGGUGAAGGAAGCUGGGUGCGAGCCAUCCUAUGUCGCGAGACGCCCGGAGCUUCUCAUGAUGAGCUUGGAGAAGAGGUUGGUUCCCAGGUAUCAUGUCAUGGAGAUGAUGAAGUCGAAAGGAUUACACGGUGGGGCAUUUCAGUUAGCUACCAUUAUGCAGUUAUCAGAAAAGAAUUUUAUAGAGAAAUUUGUUCUCUGCCACAAAGAGAAAGCCCCUGAACUGCAUGAUUUAUAUGUUUCUCUCAGCUGCAAGGGAGCUCCUUUGUAAUUCCAGAUUCAGAGAUACAAAGAAAAUGGCUUUCUUGACUCAUUUAAUAUUACAAGUUUGUGAGGCUCGAGUAAACUUGCAAGGAAAUGAUGGCCAAAGGAACAGUAAGUGGCUUCUAGAGUAUUAGUUAGCAACAAAUGCUUUCCCUGCUAUUAGCAUUACCCAUUUUUUUAUUUUCUUCAGGGAGUUUUUGUCUCUGACAAGAAUGAGUUCUCCUGGCUGUGAUCAAACAUGAUUCAUGACAAUGGGUGCAUUGCUAGCAGCAUCAAUUCCUUCAGGGAACCAUCCAGUAUCUUAAGCAUAUAAUGCAUGUCUGGUUGAAAGCUUCACUUUAAUGUAUGGUUGGAAUCCUGCACAGCUACUUCUAUGCAUGAUGGUCCAAUGUGCAUUUUAACCUUAGAACCUCACUAUUUUCAUGCAUGGUUUAAGUUAAAUGGAUUGCAUUUCUAGUCUGAGAGUGAAGCCUAAAGGAGAAGAUGGUUACACAAUGUAUCAAAUGGCCAUCUACUUUUGUAUUUCAGUUCCAGUUUUCUUCUUUCACCUAGCUUGUUUCCUCAAAGCAGGGUCAGCUUUGUUAUGACGUAAUACUCCAUUCAAUCAAUUGCAGGACACUACUCUUUUUUCAUGCAAGAUGGUACAGAACACGUACACCCCCCAGAGAACAAAUUUGGACCCAAAUCAAUCUCAGAUGCUUCUCUGAGGAACUAUCUGAUCUCCUCUAUCAGUUGAUACUGUUUAGGAGUUUGAUUUUAAUCUUAAAGAAUUUGCAAGUCCCAUAUCCUAUGCUGACUUUUCAAUCAGACUGAAAUAUAAGGUAACAGGACGGUAUGAAUGGUAGCACACCCAAAUGUCUUGUUUCUAGCACCAGUACAGGGUCCAUACCAUGUGUCAAUAUCCGGUGCCAUACCAUUCCAGCAAAAAUCGUUGGUAUGAGGUCCAAUUCCGGUAUAUGAAAUCUUGUUGAACAAAUUUUGGUCUGGAUGAUAUUUAAUUUAUUUUCUCAUAUCUCUUAAAAGGAAUCAGUCUGAAACUUUUCUG
Phoenix dactylifera (date palm) is the source of this 2288-nucleotide messenger RNA. Lineage: Eukaryota; Viridiplantae; Streptophyta; Magnoliopsida; Arecales; Arecaceae. The record is from RefSeq and is a predicted model, not a curated record.